AAUCUUCCGGGAUGGACUACUCGAGUAUUUAAGAGCGCAAACGCGACGGAAUUGAAACACACAACAGUUUCAGCUCUCCAGUCUCCCAAAAACCCUUACGAGAAAAGAAAAUGAUCAAGACGGUGCUGAUUGUUUGCUUCUUGGCUGUCGCUCUGGCUGCCCCGGCUCCCGAGGAAAUCCUGAGUUACGACGUAGAAGAUCAUAAACACUCCCAGACUGGAGAUGCUGGCAACGCUGUCAAGGGAUCCUACAGUUACGUCGCCGAAGGCAAGACUUACACCAUCAACUACGAAGCUGAUGAGAAAGGUUACCGUGCCACAGGUGACCAUUUGCCCGUCUCUCCUGAAGUUCCAGCUGUGCCAGAGGUCCCUGCUGUUCCAGCUGUUGCCGAAGUGCCAGUAGUCGAAGCUAAAGCCGCGCCCGUCAUCUCAACUGUGGCCCUACCAGCAGCUUACCCGUACGGUUACUACGGCUUUCCCGCUGCCCGUUUCGGUUACGGAUUCAAUUACGGAUUCCCGCAAUAUCCAGCCUACUCUUACUACUUCUAAGUCUUCCAACUACUUUAGACCUGCAUACUUUCGAAAUCAAAAUAUCCGACCCCGUUGAUUGUCAAUACACUUGUUGACUCGU
This is a messenger RNA of Daphnia pulicaria, 630 nucleotides long. Its product is annotated as larval cuticle protein 65Ag1-like. The transcript is spliced from 3 exons. The record is from RefSeq and is a predicted model, not a curated record. Gene Ontology annotation, cellular component: chitin-based extracellular matrix. Lineage: Eukaryota; Metazoa; Arthropoda; Branchiopoda; Diplostraca; Daphniidae. The coding region runs from base 111 to 548 and encodes 145 amino acids. Gene Ontology annotation, molecular function: structural constituent of chitin-based larval cuticle.